Oncorhynchus keta (chum salmon) is the source of this 408-nucleotide messenger RNA. RefSeq names its product kelch domain-containing protein 2-like. Bases 1 to 402 code for a protein of 133 amino acids. The record is from RefSeq and is a predicted model, not a curated record. Gene Ontology annotation, molecular function: protein binding. The transcript has 4 exons. NCBI's taxonomy places the organism in Eukaryota, Metazoa, Chordata, Actinopteri, Salmoniformes, Salmonidae.
AUGGCGGGGGGUAACCUUCAUGCCGCCAUGUCUGGCAGCUGUGGAGUGUGUGUGGACGGCGUCCUCUAUCUGUUUGGAGGCCACCAUGCCAGAGGAAACACUAACCGGGGAGAUAAUCCGGGGUGGGGCUGGAACAACCACAUUCACAUCCUGGACCUGGAGAUGUUCACCUGGAGCCAGCCAGUCACCAAGGGUAAUGCCCCAUCUCCCCGGGCAGCACAUGCCUGUGCCAAGGUGGGCAACCGAGGCUAUGUAUUUGGGGGGCGUUACAGGGAUUACCGCCUGAACGACUUGCACUACAUCGACAUGGGGAGUGGCAUGAAAUGUAGUCCUCAUCCAAAAUGUCUUCAUGCAUGUUAUAGCAUUAAACACCUUUUUUUAGGGGAGGGGGCUGUGCUCUAACCCAUA